Gaeumannomyces tritici R3-111a-1 is the source of this 2616-nucleotide messenger RNA. Its product is annotated as splicing factor U2AF 50 kDa subunit. The transcript has 6 exons. Bases 182 to 2053 code for a protein of 623 amino acids. The record is from RefSeq and is a predicted model, not a curated record. Gene Ontology annotation, cellular component: commitment complex; U2AF complex; nuclear speck. Gene Ontology annotation, molecular function: poly-pyrimidine tract binding; pre-mRNA 3'-splice site binding. Lineage: Eukaryota; Fungi; Ascomycota; Sordariomycetes; Magnaporthales; Magnaporthaceae.
AAAGGCUCCAGCCUCUCUCUCUCGGUGGAAUUUUCGAAAGCUCCCCUGCGCGACAAGAAAGCCGACAGGGCAGGCGACGUUGUUGCAACGGCAAAACCACACAACAUUCGAGCAGGCAGACCAACAGCCUAGAAGUCCCACACCGCGCCCUGCUCUGCUCUGUCCUUGCCAUCCAUCCGGAAUGAACGGCGAUAACUACUCUCGAGACGGAGGCCGUCAUGGCUCUUCCGGGGAACAUCGGUCUUCGAGGGCCGACCGCGAUGAUCGUCGCGACCGAGACCGAGGCGACCGUGAGCGAGGCGACCGCGACCGCGGCGAUAGAGAUCGGGGCGACAGGGACCGCGACCGCGAUCGAACUAGGCGUCGGUCCCGUUCGCCAGACUACCGUGGCGGCGGGCGCUCAUCCCGUCGCGACGCCGGGGGUGAGCAGGAUUCAUACUCGAUGAGCCGGAGCCACCGGGACCGUGAACGCGAGGACCGCCACGGCGGCCGAGAUCGCCGCGAGCGGGACUGGGAUCGGGAGCGUCCCGGUGCCUCCCGACGCGACGCGCGCCGCGAUGACGACGACAGACGUGGAGACAGAGACAGGGGAGGUGACGCCUACGCCGACCGCCGCGGCGGCGGCGGCGGCGGCGGAGGCGGCCGUAGAGGCGAGAGGGAGGAGCGUCGCCGAAGCGCUACUCCACCGCCUAAGAAGCGGGAGCCGACCCCGGAUCUCACCGAUGUGGUUCCGAUUCUCGAACGCAAACGUCGCCUCACGCAAUGGGACAUCAAGCCCCCCGGCUACGACAGUGUGACGGCCGAGCAAGCAAAGCUUUCGGGCAUGUUCCCGCUGCCCGGCGCACCACGCCAGCAGACGAUGGAUUCCAAAUCACAGUCGUUUGGUCACCGCGACGGUGGCCGUGAUGGUCGUGAUGGUGGUCGUGAAGGUCGCGACGGACGUGACAGCCACCGCGACGGCCACAGAGAUGGUGGCCAUCGGGAUGGUCACCGCGACGGCCACCGCGAGGGAGGAGACCGGCAAAACAGCAAUGUCACCUUGAAGCCGACCAACUCGAGGCAAUCGAAGCGAUUGAUCGUAACCAACUUUGCGCCUGGCACCACGGAGGAGGCGCUUGUCGCCUUCAUGAACCUGCAACUCAACGGGCUCAACGUCAUCGAGAGCACCGACCCCUGUCUCUUGUGCCAGAUGGCUCCCGACUCAUCUUUUGCCAUUCUCGAGUUCCGCAGUCCUGCCGAAACUACUGUCGCCCUCGCCCUCGAUGGCAUCACUAUGGAAGCCGAGGACACGCCGAUGGAAGGUGCCGCCAACGGUACCCCGCAGGGUCUCGAGCUGCGCCGUCCCAAGGACUACAUCGUUCCUGCCGUCGUCGAGGAUACGGGAUAUGAGCGUGGUGUCGUGUCAUCUCGCGUCGUCGACACCCCACACAAGAUCGGCAUCACAAAUCUUGCGCCAUACUUGACGGAGGAGCAAGUGACUGAGCUGCUCGUGUCUUUUGGCGAGCUCAAAGCGCUGGUCCUUGUCAAGGACAGCGGCACCGAGGAAUCCAGGGGCAUUGCGUUCUGUGAAUAUGUCGACCCCGUCGCUACUGACGUCGCUAUACACGGUCUCAAUAACAUGGAGCUUGGUGAGAAGCGUCUUCGGGUGAAGAAGGCCAGCAUCGGCAUCACACAAGUGUCAGGUAUUGAGAUGGGAAUCAACGCCAUGUCCAUGCUUGCCGGCACCGUUGCCCAGGACCCCGACCUCAGCCGGGUCCUCCAACUACUCAACAUGGUCACGGCGGACGAGCUGCUAGACAAUGACGAUUACGAAGAAAUCUGUGACGACGUUCGCGAAGAGUGCUCCAAGUUUGGCACCAUUCUCGAGCUUAAAAUCCCUAGACCCAGCGGUGGUGCCAGGCAGUUGGCAGGCGUCGGCAAGAUCUAUGUCAAAUUUGAUACCAUCGAGUCUUCGACGGAAGCGCUCAAGGCGCUGGCGGGUCGCAAGUUUGCUGACAGGACCGUUGUGACUACGUACUUCCCAGAGGAAAAUUUCGAUGUUGGCGCUUGGUAAUCGUAUUUGUUGAUGGGCCGGUUGGCGUCGCGCAACAUGUGGUUUAGCGGGCGGUAUAUGGGAUAUACGGAGAGCUUGUGCUAGGUCUGGAGAUGGUCAAGACGCGUAGCAGAACCCUACAAGAGGAUCCCUGACAUCCCGAGCUUCUGCUAUGACACCUCUUCUUGUGUAUUUGGAACUGUACAAAAGCGCAGGGCUUAUUUCAUCGCAGCCCAGUCUGAUCUUUCUUUUUGCUGUCGUUCUAUCGACUAACUUGGCGACUCGGGGUCUUGGAAGUGACGGCGGUAUAAAAUUGCAUUGAUGGCACCAGACAAGCGAAUCGAAAACUCCAGCGACAGACAUAGGGUCAGAGGUGUAUAAACGCACAACACUCAAGUCGAGUGAUCUCGUGGGAUACACAUUUCGCCAUCAGGCGACAAGCAAAUCCAUAACGGAAUAUACUAUUAUGUAUUCAAGUUGACGCGGAGCACUGAACUGCAGAGUUGUAUUUAAUUUAUUGCUAGGGACGUUUCGUUACGACGGCUCGUCCUACCCAUACUCAUCUAUCCUGCCACCAGCACAUU